AGUUUUUCUCAAACAUAGCACCAUCUGGAAGUUAUUUGUACUGCUCCUCUUUUGUCCCCGGACUUAGCCUUGGAGAUCUGGGCUCCCACUGGGCGCGCACUGCGCCCGUAGGCUAGCAACAAUGUUUAGGAACCAGUAUGAUACCGACGUCACGACAUGGAGUCCGCAAGGACGCCUCUUCCAGGUCGAGUACGCCAUGGAGGCUGUAAAGCAAGGCAGCUGUACAGUCGGCCUUAAGAGCGAUACCCAUGUCGUACUGGCCACCUUGAAGCGCUCCCAGUCGGAGCUGUCGUCUUUUCAGCGCAAGGUGUUCAAAAUUGACGACCACCUUGGAAUUGCCAUCGCGGGUCUGACGGGUGAUGGCCGGUCGCUGUGCAAGUACAUGCGCAACGAGUGCAUCAACCACAGGUACGUGUACGAGAGCUCCAUGCCCGUGGGGCGGCUGGUUCGUCUGGUGGCGGACAAGGCGCAGGUGUGCACUCAGCGGUCCUGGAAGCGGCCCUACGGUGUGGGACUGCUGGUGGCGGGAGUGGACUCCCAGGGCCCGCACCUGUAUUCCACAUGCCCCUCUGGGAAUUACUACGAGUACAAGGCCAUGGCCAUCGGUUCCCGGUCGCAGGCCGCCAAGACGUAUCUUGAGAAGCAUUUUGAGACCUUCCCUGGAGCAAAUUUGGACGAGCUGGUACAGCACAGCCUGCGCGCUCUGCAAGCCAGUCUCAGCGAGGGCGAGCUCACGGACGCGAAUUGCAGCGUUGCGGUGGUUGGAAAGGACCUAAGCUUUACAGUUUUGGAGGAUCAGGCGGUAGAGCCGUACAUUACGGCGCUCAAGGAGGACGAGCCCAUGCAGGCGGAGGCCGAGGCGGCACCGGAGGGCGGCGAGGCGCCAGAGGCCCCUCCGGCUGCAGAGGCAGCCGCAGCCGAGGGGGAUGAACGGCGGGAGGACGAGGGGCCGGCGCCCAUGGAGGCGGAUUGAGGGCUGGCAAUGGGAGCGGUGGCAGGUUGAAGACGGUGACAGGGAUGAUGGGGGUCUGCUCAAGACGCCUGUCGGGAGGAGUGGGAGUAAUGGAGGAUUGAUGAGGUGGUUUUUAGAAGGCUUCUGGGCGAACGGCAUAGGCACCGGUGUUGUGCUCCCUUUGGCCUCAGCAGUCAAGAAGUUUUAUAGCGCCGUACGGCACGCCACGUGCUGUACGGCACACCCUGGACGACGGUCGCCGGGCCAGGUCUUGCCAUGUCAGGGGGCGAGAUGCGGUGUUAUUGGACACAGGGGGGAUGGCGGCAUUUCCGCGUGUUCUGUAUCCGACAGCUCUCUUAAAACGGUGAGACAAUGCUUUAAAAUAAUUGAAAGCGG
Molecule: messenger RNA, 1348 nt
Organism: Volvox carteri f. nagariensis
Lineage: Eukaryota; Viridiplantae; Chlorophyta; Chlorophyceae; Chlamydomonadales; Volvocaceae
Gene: poa6
Product: 20S proteasome alpha subunit F
Exons: 5
Coding region: 122-973 (283 amino acids)
Biological process (GO): ubiquitin-dependent protein catabolic process
Cellular component (GO): proteasome core complex; proteasome core complex, alpha-subunit complex
Source: RefSeq, a predicted model, not a curated record